This is a messenger RNA of Scheffersomyces coipomensis, 1603 nucleotides long. Its product is annotated as glutathione S-transferase family protein. The coding region runs from base 164 to 1168 and encodes 334 amino acids. The record is from RefSeq and is a predicted model, not a curated record. The transcript is spliced from 2 exons. Gene Ontology annotation, cellular component: cytoplasm. Gene Ontology annotation, molecular function: glutathione transferase activity. Lineage: Eukaryota; Fungi; Ascomycota; Pichiomycetes; Serinales; Debaryomycetaceae.
AUAAAUUGUCAAAUCAAAUAAAAUUCAUAAAACUAUAAAUAUAUAUAUUAACCACUUCGAUUCUAAUUGCUCAAUUGAUAUCAGUAGUUCAAUUCAAUAAUAAUCAUUAACUGUUAUUAACAAUUGACUGAAUAAUAGAAACAAACAAUUAAUUACGUGCAACAUGUCUACUGAACCUGUUAAAAAGUUUGAAGUCUUAUCUUCAUCAGAUGAAAAAGGGGCCUUUAAGAGAAAACCUUCUCAAUUCAGAGAUUGGAUUAGUUCUGCUCCCAAUGCUAAAUUCCCUCCUGAAUUAAACAGAUAUCAUUUAUAUGUCUCUUUAGCUUGUCCUUGGGCCCAUCGUGCUUUAAUCACUAGAGCUUUAAAAGGAUUAACUGGUAUUAUUUCAGUAUCAAUUGUUCAUUGGUUCCUUGAUAGUAAUGGUUGGAGAUUUAUUAAUCCGGAAGAAUUGAAAUCUCUUAGUGCUAAAAAUGAUGUUUCCUUAGGUACGGUUGAUCAUUUAUAUGGUUAUGAUAGAUUAAGACAAUUAUAUUUUAAAGCUGAACCUGAAUAUGCUGGUAGAUUUACAGUUCCAAUAUUAUGGGAUAAAAAAUUACAAACUAUUGUUAGUAAUGAAUCCAGUGAAAUCAUUAGAAUGUUAAAUAGUGAAUUUAAUGCUUUGAUUCCAAAAGAUUUUGUUGAUGUUGAUAUUUAUCCAACUCCAUUACAUCCUAAAAUCAAUGAAUUAAAUGAAUGGAUUUAUGAUAAUAUUAAUAAUGGAGUUUAUAAAUCUGGAUUUGCCAGUAAACAAGAACCAUAUGAUGAAGCCGUUACUAAUCUUUUUGAUCAUUUAGAUAAAGUUGAAGAUAUACUUGAACAUAAUCAUAAAAAGGGAGAACAAUUCAUGUUGGGUAAUCAAUUAACUGAAGUUGAUAUUAGAUUAUUCACCACCAUUAUUAGAUUUGAUCCAGUUUAUCAUCAACAUUUCAAAUGUAAUAUCAAAAUGAUCAGACAUGAUUAUCCUCAUAUUCAUGAAUGGGUUAGAUUAUUAUAUUGGAAAAUCCCUGGUUUUAGAGAAACCACUGAUUUCGAUCAUAUUAAAUUCCAUUAUACUAGAUCUCAUCUUCAAAUAAAUCCUUAUGGAAUCACUCCAAAGGGUCCAUUAUCUAACAUCUUACCAUUGGAUUAAAAGUUUGACACCUAUCACAGGAAUCUCAAUUUGGUAAGUUAUCAUUUAUUCUCCUUUGUUUGAUUUUCAUACUUCGUAUCUAAGUUAUUUUUACUGUUUUAGUGUAAACAUUCUCUUUCUCCCCCUCUCUAUUGUGAAUGUUUUGUCCUUCGUCUAAUUCUGUACCCAAAGAAACUAAAUAAAUAAAAAAGUUUGUGUUAUACAAUUAAUUAACAAGUAGACAAAGUAAAUACAUAACCCAUUACACUGUGAUACCCCUGUGAUUGAUUGAUACUCAUUGACGUUCCAAUCAUACUAUCAAAUCAGAUAUCGUAGUUUUUAGUCCAGAUCUGAAUCUUCGACUAAUCUAUAAAAAGUAGCAUCGUCAAAAAUAAAUUUCUGUGCCCAAAUGCGACACGUCUUUUUUUUUUUUUUGGAGAAAGAGAUUUAUGGUCC